CGACGACGACGACGAAGACGAUAGCGACGACGAUAUGGAGGAGAGCCACCUGCUGAUGACUGAACUUCCUUCGCCGUUAACGCCGAGCGCCGGUCGCGGCGGUACAACCUUGCUUCAUCGUCCGGGCCAUUACUAUCACCUGCAUCAGCCGCACCUGGCGAUACCGACGUCGCAGAAUCAAGCGAUUCUUCACGGCGCGACCGCUGCCACCGCCGCCGCCGCCGCUGCUGCCGGUCUACCAGCCUACACCAUCAGCCAGGGUGGCAUCUCCUCGCGGCAUCAGCUGCACCCACAUCAGGUGCAUCAACGCGGCACCGCGGUAACGCACGGCCAGCCCGCCGCGAGCACCCACGUGUCCUCCCUGUAUCCAGAGAUUCUGGCGCUCAUCUUCAGCUACCUGGACGUACGCGACAAGGGACGAGCCGCUCAAGUAUGCACCGCGUGGCGCGACGCUGCCUAUUAUCGCUCGGUUUGGCGAGGAGUCGAAGCGCGACUGCACCUCAGAAAACAGGCGCCGGCGUUAUUCGCCAGCUUGGUAAGACGCGGCGUGAAGAAGGUACAGGUGUUGUCACUGCGACGCGGUCUCAGCGAUGUUCUAAAGGGCGUGCCGAAUCUUGAGGCACUCAACUUGUCCGGUUGCUACAACAUCACCGACUCCGGUAUCACAAAUGCUUUUUGCCAGGAGUACCCGUCCCUCAUCGAGCUCAACCUAUCACUUUGCAAGCAAGUGACGGACACCUCCCUCAGCAGGAUAGCACAGUUCCUGAAGAAUCUCGAGCAUCUUGAACUGGGCGGUUGCUGCAACAUCACAAACACCGGUUUACUGCUGAUCGCAUGGGGCUUGAAGAAACUCAAACGACUGGACCUACGAAGUUGCUGGCACGUUUCUGACUUGGGCAUUGCUCAUUUGGCUGGACUGAAUCGCGAGACCGCCGACGGUAAUCUCGCUUUGGAGCACCUGAGUUUGCAGGACUGCCAACGAUUGAGCGACGAGGCGCUUAGGCACGUGUCGCUUGGCCUCACCACCCUCAAGUCCAUCAACCUGUCAUUCUGCGUAUGCAUCACCGAUUCCGGCGUCAAACAUCUGGCCAGGAUGUCGAGUCUACGCGAGUUAAAUCUACGCUCGUGCGACAACAUUUCCGACAUCGGCAUGGCGUACUUGGCCGAAGGCGGCAGUCGCAUCACAUCGCUCGACGUGUCGUUUUGUGACAAGAUUGGUGAUCAGGCACUCGUGCACAUUUCUCAAGGUUUGUUCAACCUAAAAUCCCUGUCACUGUCCGCUUGUCAGAUUAGCGACGAAGGUAUCUGCAAGAUCGCCAAGACCCUACAUGACCUCGAAACCCUCAACAUCGGCCAGUGCAGCCGGCUCACUGACCGGGGUCUGCACACCGUCGCCGAGAGCAUGAAGAAUCUCAAGUGCAUCGACCUGUACGGCUGCACGAAAAUCACCACCAGCGGCCUCGAGCGGAUCAUGAAGCUGCCACAGCUCAGUACGUUAAAUCUUGGUCUGUGGCACGUGCGGUGA
Atta colombica is the source of this 1525-nucleotide messenger RNA. It is a transcript of the gene Ppa, whose product is annotated as F-box/LRR-repeat protein 14. Gene Ontology annotation, molecular function: protein binding. Gene Ontology annotation, cellular component: SCF ubiquitin ligase complex. The transcript is spliced from 2 exons. The coding region runs from base 35 to 1525 and encodes 496 amino acids. Lineage: Eukaryota; Metazoa; Arthropoda; Insecta; Hymenoptera; Formicidae. The record is from RefSeq and is a predicted model, not a curated record. Gene Ontology annotation, biological process: SCF-dependent proteasomal ubiquitin-dependent protein catabolic process.